Messenger RNA from Helianthus annuus (common sunflower), 693 nucleotides. RefSeq lists its product as uncharacterized. Lineage: Eukaryota; Viridiplantae; Streptophyta; Magnoliopsida; Asterales; Asteraceae. The transcript has a single exon. Gene Ontology annotation, molecular function: protein binding. Bases 1 to 693 code for a protein of 230 amino acids. The record is from RefSeq and is a predicted model, not a curated record.
AUGAAACUUCAAUGGUAUACAGGUUCUAAUUCAAAAAAGUCUGAUGCCGAGACAGAAAAAGAAGUAGGCAGAGAUGCUGUUGCAGAGGAACCAAUCACGGGUGAAGAAGGCACAAAUUCAAUAGAAAUAACGGUGAAUCAAGGCACUGUUCCAAUGGAAACAAAAACAGUUAAAGAAAACCUCAUGUACGAGGGGUAUCUGUUACGUAAAGAUCUUAUAACGGGGCAAGGGUCACGUGCACAAUCUAUUUUAGAAAGAGAUGAACGCUUUCUAGGAUUCGUAAUGAUGAAUGAUGGUAGCACGAUCCUUCAUCUUGCUGUUGAAGCAGGUCAAAAUGAUUUCGUUAAAAAAUUGUUUUCUUCUCUAACUGACGAACAAGUACUUCAACAGAGAGAGAAUGAUGGAAGCACAGCGCUUCACAUUGCUUCGAUUGUUGGGAAUAAACAUGCAGCUGAGCUCUUGGUUAAAAAGAACAAGGAGUUGUUACGAAUUAAAGACCAUAAGGGUAAAGAACCAUUGCAUAAAGCAUAUGAACAUAUGCAUCUUGAUAUCAUUGGAUAUUUGUUGAACGCUGUUAAUGAUGAUGCCAGUGCCGAGUUGCAGUCUUCUCCAACUGGCUCUGUUCACCCUGAUGAUGAAAUCGGGGGUGGCCUUCUUGUUAAUGCUAUUUCGGCAAAACAAUACACUAAGUAG